GAUCGCGCCAGGGCGCCUGCGCCGGCGUCCGCGCGCCUGCGCACAGCGACGCGGCGCCAUGGCGGAUAAAGAGAAGAAGAAGAAGGAGAGUAUCUUGGACCUGUCCAAGUACAUCGACAAGACCAUCCGGGUGAAGUUCCAGGGGGGCCGCGAAGCCAGUGGAAUCCUGAAGGGCUUUGACCCGCUCCUCAACCUCGUGUUGGACGGCACCAUCGAGUACAUGAGAGACCCCGAUGACCAGUACAAGCUGACAGAGGACACACGGCAGCUGGGGCUGGUGGUGUGCCGCGGCACGUCGGUGGUGCUCAUCUGCCCGCAGGACGGCAUGGAGGCCAUCCCCAACCCGUUCAUCCAGCAGCAGGACGCCUAGCCCGGACCCGCGCCCCCCAACCCACCCCGCAUACCUCUCGCAUCAGUUUUCU
Messenger RNA from Sorex fumeus (smoky shrew), 422 nucleotides. It is a transcript of the gene LSM7, whose product is annotated as LSM7 homolog, U6 small nuclear RNA and mRNA degradation associated. The coding region runs from base 59 to 370 and encodes 103 amino acids. Gene Ontology annotation, biological process: mRNA splicing, via spliceosome; nuclear-transcribed mRNA catabolic process. Lineage: Eukaryota; Metazoa; Chordata; Mammalia; Eulipotyphla; Soricidae. The transcript is spliced from 4 exons. Gene Ontology annotation, cellular component: catalytic step 2 spliceosome; spliceosomal tri-snRNP complex; U12-type spliceosomal complex. Gene Ontology annotation, molecular function: RNA binding. The record is from RefSeq and is a predicted model, not a curated record.